Hypoxylon fragiforme is the source of this 1527-nucleotide messenger RNA. RefSeq lists its product as uncharacterized. Gene Ontology annotation, cellular component: membrane; EMC complex. Gene Ontology annotation, biological process: protein folding in endoplasmic reticulum. The record is from RefSeq and is a predicted model, not a curated record. Bases 126 to 911 code for a protein of 261 amino acids. The transcript has 6 exons. NCBI's taxonomy places the organism in Eukaryota, Fungi, Ascomycota, Sordariomycetes, Xylariales, Hypoxylaceae.
ACAUUACACCCAACGACUGGCAGUUGCGAUUGUUGCGACUACAACACCAACCUUCAACAACUUUUUUUUUUCCCUUUUACUACAUACAAAUAUAUAAUACACAAAAGCGAACCACGAUCUUUGCAAUGUCUCAAUUACCGGCUCAGACGAUCCAUCGGGAUCCUCAGCUAUUGUACUGGAUUCUACUUCCAAUUACAGCUGUGAUGAUCCUAACAGGCGUCCUGCGCUACUACGCCACGGUCCUCAUGCAAACACCCCCCAAGAAGCUCGACCAGAACGCCAUGAAGGAGCAGCGCUCCCUCAUGCACGGCAUCGCCGUGCGCAGCAACUUCCACGUGCUGUCCGCGCCCUCGUUCCGCGCCCGGCGGGACUACCUCACCAACGCCUACGAAUCCGGGGCCUUCCUCAAGGACCCCGAGCGUCGCGGCCAGCCGCCGCCGAACCCGAUGACGGACCCCGGCGCCAUGGACGGCAUGAUGGGCAUGAUGAAGAACAACAUGGCCAUGAUGAUCCCCAACACCUUGAUCAUGAGCUGGAUCAACGCCUUCUUCAGCGGCUUCGUCAUCAUCAAGCUGCCCUUCCCCAUCACCAUCAAGUUCAAGAGCAUGCUGCAGGCGGGUGUCGCGACCAAGGAGAUGGACCCCAGGUGGAUGUCUAGCAUCAGCUGGUAUUUCCUGUGCUAUUUUGGUCUACAGUUUGUCUUCAACUUCUUGCUCGGCAAUGAGAAUGCCGCAAAUCAAAUGGCUCAGCAGAUGUCGGGCAUGGGAGGCCAAAACCCGCAAAUGUUCGGACCCGGUGUUGAUCCGGAUAAGCAGUUCAAGACGGAGGCUGAGAACCUUGCUGUGGUUGACCAUUACUCGGUUUUGGAUAAUGUAGAGGGUCGAUUGCUCGAGGGUAUCAAGUCUAAGUAAAGGGUGUUGGGUAGAUAGGCAGCCUAUCAGCUAGACCUAAUACCCAAUACGGUAUGCAAAUAAUAAUCCAGCCUAACACCGUUUCCAUGCAAAAGUGUACCUAGUCAGCUUAGAUACCGUGUACAUAUUUUACUCCCACCACAAGCAGACUCCCAGUCCUUCCUUGAUCAUGGUGCCUUUGAUGCUAUAAGGGGAUAUUUUCUUAGCUUUAUCCACUGCAUCUUGCUCCGUAGUCUCGGGGGUCUGAUCGUGCCACUCCUCUCCUUCUACAGAAAAGCGAACCAUCUCGUUCUUGUCGUACCACAUUGGGUCGCUCUCAGGGUCAAAUAUCCACGUCCAGGCCUUUUCAACUUGGUUAUAUUGUGUGUUUUCAGGGAGCUCCGUAAAGGGUAUGAAUAUGUCCUCAAAAAACUCGGUUCGAAUGUUGAUUCCAGUGUUGUUGGAGCUGCUAAUUCUUCCAAACAAAGUCUCGCCCUUGAAUGGCCUAAACACAAUCAAGCGGAACUCAACUGUUUUUUUUUUAAAAAAAAUCUGAGAGUUAACACAGUUCCAGCCAUGAUGCACGUUUUUUAUGGGAAACUAGGUAGACAUACCAUUGACGUUGACCAUACCAGUU